Molecule: messenger RNA, 870 nt
Organism: Arachis ipaensis
Lineage: Eukaryota; Viridiplantae; Streptophyta; Magnoliopsida; Fabales; Fabaceae
Source: RefSeq, a predicted model, not a curated record
AUGCAAGAACUGCGCCACAGAAUGCAGGACUUAGAGCGCAGGCUAGCAGAGAGAGAGCGCGACCAACGCUCCCCAGAGCGGAGCCCCACCCGUUCCCGUUCAAGGAGCCGCUCGAGGCGCACGCCGAGCCCCCAAUACGAGUCGGAGAGCACUGGGGGGCGGGUACGCCCCAGAAGAAGAAGUCGGGACCCCAUUAUCUACGCCCGACACGAAAGGCGGCGUGCGUCGAACAGGGGCGACGAGGAGGCGCACCGCGAGAACGACGAGUCGAGAAGAACUGCCCGAGGACCCGUCAUAAUAGGAGCGACUCCUUUCCACCGUUCCGACGCCCUCGAGCAAGCUAUCAGGGACGGCAAACUCGCCGAUUUCUCCCACCUUAUAAGGGAACCAAGGAGACGCAACCGGGACCACGACAGCGAAGAUAGAUCCCGACCAACGAGGCGACGACAAGAACCAGAGGGUGACGACCACGGUCUCACGGUGGUAAAUGUGGUGACGGCCAAGAAUACCGCCCCGAAGUCGAAAUCGGCGCAGAAGAAAGAUGCCAAGGUCCUAGCGGUCUCCACCUCACCCGUUAGAAAUCUUAAGGGUCUCCCACCUAUCUCUUUCGGCCCGGAGGACCAAUGGUUCGACGAGGGCCAAUGCCGACCUCUUUGCUUGGACACCUGCCGACAUGCCCGGGAUAGAUCCCCAGCUCAUGUCGCAUCACCUGGCCGUAAAGGUAGGAGCCAAACCAGUGGCCCAGAGAAGGAGAAAAAUGUCGCAGGAAAGGGUGGAAGAGGUGGCCAAGCAAACGGCCAGCCUCUUAGAAGCGGGAUUCAUCCGGGAACUGGACAACUCGACUUGGUUGUCGAAUGUAGUUCUGGUUAA